Messenger RNA from Pteronotus mesoamericanus, 1461 nucleotides. It is a transcript of the gene LRRC74A, whose product is annotated as leucine rich repeat containing 74A. The transcript is spliced from 14 exons. Bases 1 to 1461 code for a protein of 486 amino acids. Lineage: Eukaryota; Metazoa; Chordata; Mammalia; Chiroptera; Mormoopidae. The record is from RefSeq and is a predicted model, not a curated record. Gene Ontology annotation, molecular function: protein binding.
AUGGACAAUGAUGAACCUCUUGAGUCUGAGACAACAGAGGAGACUGGAGCCCCGCCAACACCACAGAGCAGUGAUGAAAUGCUCUACUGCGAGGCCGAAGCCCCCACAGUUGUCGAUAAAGAGAAACCAGUCCGAGAGAGUUCAGAAACAGACCUUGAGGUUGAAGAUACUGAGAAAUUGUUCACCACUGGACAAAAGGAGCUGUACAUAGAGGCCUGCAAACUGGUGGGUGUAGUCCCCGUCUCCUACUUCAUCCGGAACAUGGAAGAAUCUUUCCUAAACCUCAACCACCACGGGCUGGGCCCCAACGGGACCAAAGCUAUUGCCAUAGCCCUGGUGUCCAACACGACUGUGGUCUCCCUGGAGCUGGAAGACAAUUGUAUCAUGGAGGAGGGGGUGCUGAGCCUGGUGGAGAUGCUACAGGAGAACUACUACCUCCAGGAGCUGAAUAUUUCCAACAAUGCUCUUGGUUUUGAGGGAGCCAGAAUCAUCUCACAGUUUCUCCAGAAAAAUUCCUCUUCGCUCUUGAAACUUCAGCUGUCAGGAAAUAACUUCAAGGACGAAUCGGCAGAGAUGCUGUGCAUGGCUCUGUCGGCCAAUUACCGAAUUAAGGAAGUGGACCUCAGUCACAACCAAUUCUCUGACAAGGGAGGGGAGCUCUUGGGACAAAUGUUGGCCCUCAAUGUAGGCCUCCUGUCGCUGAAUCUGAGCUGGAAUCACUUCUACUCACGGGCAGCUGUGGCCUUGUGCAGUGGUCUCCGGGCCAACGUGACCCUGAAGAAACUGGACCUCUCCAUGAAUGGCUUUGGGAACGAGGGGGCUUCAGCCCUGGGGGAGGUCCUCAGAUUCAACAGCUCCCUGGCCUACCUAGAUGUCAGCAGCAAUAACAUCAGCAACGAAGGAGUCUCCAAAAUCAGCAGAGGGCUGGAAUUCAAUGAGAGCCUCACAGUUCUGAAGCUUUUUCUGAACCAGAUAAGCACAGAUGGGGCUACUUUCCUUAUCCUGUCCAUCAAGAGGAACCCCAAAUCCAAGAUGGAAAAGCUCGACAUUUCUAACGUGAUGGUGUCCGAGCAGUUCAUAAAAACAUUAGAAGGGGUGUAUGCCAUCCACCCCCAACUGGACGUGACCUACAAGGCAAUCCAAGGUCUCUCUGCCAAAAAUACCGUCUUCAUGUGGACAAACCCCAUGAAACUGAUCCAGAGCUAUGCAGACCAGCAAAAUAUCACGGUCUUGGACUUCUUCAAGAGCUUGAGCCCUACCGGAAUGAUGAAGAUGCCUGUGGGCGAGUUCUGGAGAGCCAUGAUACAGCAGAACAAGGUCCCCCUAAACCGGUUCCAGCUCAAGGAGCUGAUAAAGCGGCUGGAUGACAAGAAAGGCAUGGUGAACUUCAGAGCCGCCCUGCCCCUGCUGGUGGCCCGUGAGCAUCAGCGUUAUGGGAAUCCAGGGCACUUGGGCAAGUGA